Messenger RNA from Copidosoma floridanum, 1232 nucleotides. It is a transcript of the gene Clc, whose product is annotated as clathrin light chain. Gene Ontology annotation, molecular function: clathrin heavy chain binding; structural molecule activity. The record is from RefSeq and is a predicted model, not a curated record. Gene Ontology annotation, biological process: intracellular protein transport; clathrin-dependent endocytosis. Lineage: Eukaryota; Metazoa; Arthropoda; Insecta; Hymenoptera; Encyrtidae. Gene Ontology annotation, cellular component: postsynaptic endocytic zone cytoplasmic component; clathrin coat of trans-Golgi network vesicle; synaptic vesicle membrane.
UAAUGCGUGAGUAUGGAAGUAUACUCUAUAGAGUACGUGAGUUAAGUUAAGUCGAAGUCAACGAAGCUAUAUUCCAUAUAUGUACAUAUAGAUAUACUAGGCAAUGCUAUUCUUUACGGUUCUGCUUUGCUGCAGUUUCGCCAGUUCACCUCCGUGAACUGCCGUGAAUUGGCCGUCACAAAGUAGUGGGUGUCACCGCCUUCGGUUCAGUCAAUCUGACCAGAUCUGACUCAUCUAACCUCUGCGGGCUUUACGUACUUUGAAAACAGAACGCUGUCAUUUAACUAUACAUAUCAAUCCUGACAAAUAAUUAGUGCUGCUUAAUAUUUUCGCCGACAUAGAUCGUCGGGAAUAAUAUGGAGACCUUUGGAGAUAACUUUGUAACCAACGACUUGGAGGUCGAUCCAGCUGCGGAGUUCCUAGCCAGGGAACAGGAUCAGUUGGCUGGGCUAGAAGUUGAGAUUCCGGCAGCAGCUGCUGCUCCGAUUGAAGAUGGUAUGACGACUACAGUGAAAGCUGAAGAGAAUAGUGGAAGCUUUGAGAUGAUCAACACUAUUGACCAACAACCAACAAUAGUCGAUGAGGAUCCAACCCCCAUGCCACCUAUGCCUAUGAAAGAAGAGCCAGAAAAAAUCAAAAAGUGGAGAGAAGAACAAAAAGCAAUACUAGAGCAAAAAGAUUUAGAGGAAGAAAAGAAAAAAGAAGAGUGGAAAGAAGCUGCCAAGAUGGAAUUAGAAGAAUGGUAUAAACAUCAUGCAGAGGCAAUUAGUAAAACAAAAGCUACUAACAGGGAAUCAGCCAAGAAUGCCGAGAAACAAUUUGUUGCCGAAGCUGACGAGAUCGAGCCGGGGACCGAGUGGGAACGCAUUGCCAAGUUGUGCGACUUCAAUCCAAAAUCGUCGCGAACCUCAAAAGACGUCUCUAGAAUGCGCUCCAUCAUUUUACAGCUGAAACAGAAUCCGCCACCCGAACUGAAGGCUUGAUUUCUCUUUCACUAGCUAUUGUCAAGAGCAGUGUAUUAACGAUGUACGUAGGCGUGUGUAAAAAAAUUCAGAAAAGAAACUAUACUAAAAUAAUUCCAAUGCAAGAAAAUAGCAAACCAAGUAUUCUCUAACUUUGUGUGACAACGUAUUAAUGAGACACUUAUUGCGUUGAGUAUAUAUCGAUUUUUUAAGGAUAUUUAGUUUAUUCACAAAGGGACUGCAAAAUAAAAUAAAUAUUAAUUAUGAAAA